CAGUGGUCAUUAUGUAACCGGUGCCCUCGGAAUGCCUUGCACAUCUGUAAUACAGAGGUUUUGUUCAGGCGAUCUGCUGACGUUUCCAUGUAGUCUAGUUCAGUUCAGUGGUACAGUUUAUGCUGAAUAACUCCUGCCUUCUCUUCAAACUGACUCCCCUUAGUGCUGGUUGGUGAAGAUGCAUCACAUCAUCUUGACAGCUUUGCUGCUGUCAGUCACUCUGUCUGUGAGCUCUGGAGGUAAAGUGCUGGUGUUCCCGUUAGAUGGCAGCCACUGGGUGAACAUGAAGGUCCUCGUUGAGGAGCUGCACUCCCGAGGCCACAGCAUUACUCUAGUGAGAGCCUCAGACAGCUGGUACAUUAAAGAGGAGUCUCCCCAUUACAGUACCAUCACCAUCCCGAAUGCUGGAACCUUUGUUCAGGAGUUCUUUGGCACCUUUGGCAAAAGAAUGCUGAAUAUACGGAAAGAGAAAAAGUUCUCCUGGACUCACUUGAUGCUUCAGUUUGAAGUAAUUAACAUGAUCUCAGAGAUGAAUCGGCAAAUGUGUGAGAUGAUGGCAAUGAUGUUUCAAGACAAGGUACUCAUGAAAUCGCUCACAGAUGCCAAGUUUGACGUUGUCCUAACAGAUCCAGCAGUUGGUGGUGGAGUGCUCUUAGCUCGACGUCUCAAUCUUCCAUUAGUGUUAAACGUGAGGUGGACUGUCCAUGGAGAGGCCCACUAUGCCAUCGCUCCCUCCCCUCUCUCCUAUGUCCCCUACCCAGGAGCUGAGCUGACAGACAAGAUGACCUUCUCUCAGAGGGUUCAGAACAUGCUGACAUAUGCCUUUGGUUUUUUUCAGUGGCAAAUGGUUGUUGCUCCCCACUACACAGCUUUCUGCAAAUGUUUCUUUGGCCCUGAUGUUGACUACUUCUCCUUGUUCCAGGAUGCUGAUAUCUGGCUCAUGAGGAAUGACUUCACCUUUGAGUUUCCACGCCCAACCAUGCCUAAUGUGGUCUAUAUGAGUGGGUUCCAAUGCAAGCCUGCUAGACCACUUCCUGUUGACCUGGAAGAGUUUGUCCAAAGUUCAGGGGAGCAUGGGGUCAUCAUCAUGUCCCUGGGAACUGUGUUUGCAGAGCUCCCUAGUCACAUCACUGAGGAGAUUGCGGCGGCUUUUGCUCAGCUUCCCCAAAAGGUAAUCUGGAGACAUACAGGGGCCAAGCCAUCGACUCUUGGCAACAACACCUUGCUGGUGAACUGGAUGCCCCAAAAUGACCUGCUAGGUCACCCAAAGACUAAAGUGUUUGUAGCCCAUGGGGGCACCAAUGGUGUCCAAGAGGCAAUCUACCAUGGCAUCCCGAUAGUUGGUCUACCCAUAGUGUUCGAUCAGCCUGAUAAUCUGUCCAGAAUGGUGGCAAGAGGAACCGCUAAGGUAUUGGACAUUGCCACUCUGGACAGAGCAGUCUUUGUGGAGACGUUAAGGGCAGUGCUGUAUGAGCCAUCCUACAGGGAGAACAUGCAGAGGCUCUCCAGGAUCCACCAUGACCAGCCCAUGAAACCUCUGGACCGCGCCAUUUUCUGGAUAGAGUUCGUCAUGAGGAAUGGAGGCGCCCCUCACCUGCGCACACAGUCCUUCAGGAUGUCCUGGGUGGCCUAUCAUUCUAUAGACGUCAUACUGACUCUGCUGAUGGCUUUGCUGCUCUCAGUGAUAAUUAUAUUCCUGGCUAUAAAAAAAUGCUUUUCAGUUUUAUUCAAAAAGAAAGUCAAAUCUGAUUAAUAUUAUUGUCUUUUACAUCGAGAAGUUAGAUGUCAAAGUUAUUCAAAAAUGUUUGAAGUUAUUCAGAAGUUCAGUUUUUUUCUGGCCAUAAUGUCACAAUAGUAAUUAUGGAGUAAAUACUUUUCAUCUUAACCUACAAAAUGGUAACAAUGAAUAUUGUCUGCAUUUGGUUUCUUCUGUAAAGCACUGGGAUUGAUUAUUCCCUCCGACAGUAGGAAUCUACUAAACCACAUCUAUUUGAUAAGAAGAGAUCUAACUGGGAACGUGAAAAUACUAGUUUCGAUGUAAACUUUUCAAUUAUGCUGGACUCUCUGUGUUGGGGAAAUGUAAUUUUAGACCGCGCUACUCAGUGUCCAAUCCACAAGGUUAAACAGAGGUUGAACUUUCUCACUUUCUCCUUUUAAUAUCAGAAUGUUGGGCUUCUUGAACAAGCACCGUUCGUCAAAUGAAUUACUUGUGUAAAAAUGUCAACUCUCACUCAUAUCCUUAUUGUUUACAGUGUUAGGUUUCCUCUAUUAAAUCCACAGAAAUGUUAGGAGACUGGUAAAUAUUAAGACAUUCUAUAAAUUGGGAAGCUGGAUGUUUCAGUGAACAUAUAUUGUUAAUAUUGACUAUUUCUUAUUUGAUGUGCAGAUUUGAGUCAUUCUACUCAUCACAGUCACACAAAUAAAGUGUGGGAGCAGCCGUCGCCACUCUGUAUGCUGCGGAUUAGCAUUUUGGCACGUUCUGGUUUCAAAAAGAAAAUACCUAUGAGAGAAUGAACAGGCUUUUGGAGAAUCAAAAAGAUAACACCCAUAGCAGUUAAAUAACUGCUUGAGAGACCCCCAUUUGAUCCUGUUCAUUAAAAUGCAUGUGAAUGUCGUCUCUGUAUAGACCCCAGACCCAUCAUAUCUCUAAAAUAUGUCUGUUGCUAUCCCUCUGCUACCAGUAAAAAAGUAACAGAGUACAAGGCAAAUCACUAGCUUAAUGCUUCACCAAUGUCACAAGGUGAGCAGAAGCUAAGCAUAGCUAGCUUUUUUUUAUAUAUAUAUAUUGUAUUAGUGUUCAGAAUCUCACAUGCACAUAUUUCAAUUUUUCAGAUUUUAUGUAUAUGGCAAACAGUAUACUUAUUGUCUUACUAUUCAAGUUUAGAAAUGAGGAGAAAGAGAAGUAAAAGAAAAACAAACAAACAAACAAAAACAAUACCAAACAAACAAAACAAACAAAAACAA
Messenger RNA from Clupea harengus (Atlantic herring), 2964 nucleotides. RefSeq names its product UDP-glucuronosyltransferase 2A1-like. The record is from RefSeq and is a predicted model, not a curated record. Gene Ontology annotation, molecular function: UDP-glycosyltransferase activity. Lineage: Eukaryota; Metazoa; Chordata; Actinopteri; Clupeiformes; Clupeidae.